UGGCUCGGUUUCCUGGCGACGGAGGCCUGCGGGCUGCCGCUGCUCCGGCUUCUUUUGCACCUUUCCCUGCCGACGCGGGUGCGAGGCCGGCAUGCCUUGGUUCCUCUCAUCAACCAAGCUGGUUCCCGCUAUCGCGAGCGCCCGCAGCCUCUCAGGGAGUGUAUCCUGUUCACAACGAAGGUACUCCCUCCAGCCCGUCCCAAAGAGGAGGAUUCCAAAUCGAUACCUAGGCCAGCCCAGCCCCUUUACACACCCACACCUCCUCAGACCAGUGAACGGUACCCAUGCGUCUCUCAGUGAGGGCUUCCUUUGCUGAUCCUUCAUCAGACUGGAAUUCCUGCUGGGAAGUCGGCUGAGGCGCAGGAAAUGCAGCUCACCGCCGAAACACACAAGAAUAUCAGAGUUUUUCAAAGCGGUCAGGGGAGGUGACUCCAGGACUAUCGCAAGUGGAAUAUGCACUUCGCAGACACAAAUUAAUGUCUCUGAUCCACAAGGAGGUGCAAGGGCAGAGCGGGACAGACCAGACAGUGGUUCUGCUAUCCAACCCUACGUACUACAUGAGCAAUGAUAUCCCCUACACUUUCCACCAAGACAACAAUUUCCUGUACCUUUGUGGAUUCCAAGAGCCUGACAGCAUUCUGGUCCUUCAGAACCUCCCUGGCAAGCAGUUACCAGCACACAAGGCCAUGCUUUUUGUGCCUCGGAGAGACCCCAGUCGAGAACUUUGGGACGGCCCACGAUCUGGCACUGAUGGAGCAAUAGCUCUAACUGGCGUGGACGAAGCCUAUACGCUGGAAGAAUUUCAACAUCUAGUACCAAAACUGAAAGCCGAGACGAACACACUUUGGUAUGACUGGAUGAGGCCCGCCCACGCACAGCUUCACUCGGACUACAUGCAGCCUGUGACUGAGGUCAAAACCAGGAGCAAGAACCGAGUUCGCGCUGUGCAGCAGCUGGUCCAGCGCCUCCGGCUGGUCAAGUCUCCUGCUGAGAUUGAACGGAUGCAGAUUGCUGGGAAGCUCACCUCACAGGCUUUCAUAGAGACCAUGUUCGCCAGUAAGGCCCCUGUGGAGGAGAGCUUUCUCUACGCUAAGUUUGAAUUUGAAUGCCGGGCCCGGGGAGCAGACAUCUUGGCCUACCCGCCUGUGGUUGCCGGAGGUAAUCGGUCCAACACGUUGCACUAUGUCAAGAACAAUCAGCUCAUCAAGGACGGGGAGAUGGUGCUGCUGGAUGGAGGGUGCGAGUCUUCCUGCUAUGUGAGUGACAUCACCCGAACCUGGCCUGUCAAUGGCAAGUUUACAGCACCACAGGCAGAGCUUUACGAAGCUGUUCUAGAGAUCCAGAGAGAUUGUCUGACCCUCUGCUCCCCGGGAACAAGCUUGGAGAACAUCUACAGCAUGAUGCUGACCCUGACAGGACAGAAGCUGAAGGAGUUGGGGAUCAUAAAGAACGUGAAGGAAAAUAAUGCCUUCAAGGCUGCUCGAAAAUACUGCCCUCAUCAUGUCGGCCAUUACCUCGGGAUGGAUGUCCAUGACACUCCGGACAUGCCCCGCUCCCUCCCUCUGCAGCCCGGCAUGGUGAUCACAGUGGAGCCAGGCAUUUAUAUUCCAGAGGAUGACAGAGAUGCCCCGGAGAAGUUCCGUGGUCUUGGUGUACGGAUUGAGGAUGACGUAGUGGUGACUCAGGGCUCACCUCUCAUCCUUUCUGCUGAUUGUCCCAAAGAGAUCAGUGACAUCGAACACAUCUGCAGCAGGGCCUCUUGACCCCCGCUGCGGCCCGCGUGCAUCUCAGGUUCAAGGGCUGUGCGCCGGCGCCCGUGCACAUGAGCUUUCUGAGCGUUGUCUGCGUGUGUACCUUCGUCUGCGAGUUCCGUUUGGGAGUGCGGGGACUGUGUGAGUGUGUGUAGUCGUGUGUGUGGUCUUUUUUGUUCUGAGUAGCUAGAAAUCAGGAAAGUUGAAUUUUUGGACUGUAUGUUACUGCAACGUUAGAAAAACAUUAAUUCUGCAGAGUUAAUGACCCAGGCAAGUUUAAUUUUUAAACAUAAAGAUAGUUCUCGGUUAUAUCUGUUCAUGCAUUCCAGUUAACGCAUUUAAACACAUUUAAAUACAAAUUUCUCCUCCCCGGGUCUUUUCCUUUCAGAGCUUUUGCUAAGAUCCAGCUAAUAGCGUAAGAUACUUGUGUGACGCGUGUAUUUGGACAAGUCACCAAGGCCUGCACUAGAGGCCACCCGUCGUGAUUGUGUGUGGCGAAUACAUGCCUUUCACGCAGGUACCAGCCUCUUCCAGAGCCUGCACGCCUCCUGGAGCCACGUGAGCCCUCCUGGCGCUGGUGUCCUGCAGUCCCACAGCGUAGCACCGUCCAGGUUCCAGCAACACUAGCUAUCAAACAAAGCAGCUUCGAGCCUUCUCACUCUUUGGUUGCCUAGGGCCUGGAAAGUGUUUAGAUUCUUGAA
Messenger RNA from Phyllostomus discolor (pale spear-nosed bat), 2452 nucleotides. RefSeq names its product X-prolyl aminopeptidase 3 (gene XPNPEP3). Gene Ontology annotation, cellular component: mitochondrion. Lineage: Eukaryota; Metazoa; Chordata; Mammalia; Chiroptera; Phyllostomidae. The record is from RefSeq and is a predicted model, not a curated record. Bases 477 to 1763 code for a protein of 428 amino acids. The transcript is spliced from 11 exons. Gene Ontology annotation, molecular function: metalloaminopeptidase activity; manganese ion binding.